AUGGCACCUACUAACGAAAACAACCGUAAAAGAAAAAGAACCACAUCCAACAACGAAACAACUUCUAAAAAAAGAACAACAACCUUAAAUUCCUCGAUAAGAGUGGGAAAUGAGUACCAAGCCGAAAUACCAGAGAUUCAAAAAACACAAUUAAGUAAGAAUACGGAAGAAAAAUCCUCACGAGUUUGGUUACCCACAGAAGAUUCAAUCGAAUUGGAUGAAUACAUAGAUUUUGCCAAGACAAAGCAUAAUUAUAGCGAAGAACAAGCUUUGGCAAUGGCGUUUUUUCAUCGUUAUGAUUAUGAAAAAGCUAAGCAAGAUUUGGCCAACUACGCUCCAGUUUUGGAAGAAUGGACCAAGAAGGACAUAGCUGAUUUUAGAAGGGGCCUUAAGUUGUAUAGAGGUAAUUUUAAGAAAAUACAGAAAAUGUUGCCGCAUAAAAAAAUAGGGUCCAUUGCUAGCGAAGAACAAGCUUUGGCAAUGGCGUUUUUUCAUCGUUAUGAUUAUGAAAAAGCUAAGCAAGAUUUGGCCAACUACGCUCCAGUUUUGGAAGAAUGGACCAAGAAGGACAUAGCUGAUUUUAGAAGGGGCCUUAAGUUGUAUAGAGGUAAUUUUAAGAAAAUACAGAAAAUGUUGCCACAUAAAAAAUAG
Brassicogethes aeneus is the source of this 651-nucleotide messenger RNA. NCBI's taxonomy places the organism in Eukaryota, Metazoa, Arthropoda, Insecta, Coleoptera, Nitidulidae. The record is from the annotation of a GenBank genome assembly.